Molecule: messenger RNA, 1476 nt
Organism: Gastrolobium bilobum
Lineage: Eukaryota; Viridiplantae; Streptophyta; Magnoliopsida; Fabales; Fabaceae
Exons: 6
Coding region: 1-1476 (491 amino acids)
Molecular function (GO): zinc ion binding
Source: RefSeq, a predicted model, not a curated record
AUGACGCAGUUGCAUGACGUUGCGUCUUCCCCAUUAGGGAUUCAUCAUGAAGGUGACGAAGCUGUUAUUCCUUUUUGGCAAGGAAUUCCGCAUUGUUCCUACAUUGAUUGGAGUUAUCAGAGCGAACAAGAAUCUUGCACUGACGGUACGGUCUUAGAAUCGGGUUCAAUACAAGGAAUGAUAAAGGAAGAACCAUCUGUGUCAAUCUCUUUGGUGCAAGAAAGGAUAACCGCUAAAUAUGGCUUUAAAGUUUCCUACAGAAAGGCGUGGUAUGCGAAGCAGAAAGCGAUCGCAAUUAUGUACGAGCAGAGCUUAGUUACUGGAAAGAAGGUGUUUCAUCGCAUAUUUUGGAUGUUUAGACAGUGUUGUGAGGCGUUCAAAUUUGCCAAACUCGUCAUUCAAAUUGAUGGAACACAUUUAUAUGGGAAGUACAAAGGCAAGACCUUGGAUGCAUGGAACUAUUUUCUUGUUAAUAUUCGUGCUCGUGUUACUGACAUGUCAAACAUAUGUUUGAUCUCCGAUCGGCAUCGUAGCAUAAUAUCUACUGUGGAGAAUAACCCUAAUUGGCAGCCACCAAAUGCAUAUCACGUCUUUUGUAUUCGUCAUAUUGCAAGCAACUUCAAUCAAAAGUUUCGGAAUGAAGGUUUAAAGCAUAUGCUAAAGAAUUUAGGUUAUAUUCCGGCCAUCGUUGAUUUUGAAAGGAAUCUUGCGAGCUUCCGUGAAAGUAGUCCUCAAAUUGCUGAGUGGAUUGAUGACAUUCCUAAGGAAAAGUGGUCGCGAGCCUAUGAUAUUGAAGGACGGAGGUACGGUCAUAUGACAACAAACUUGGCUGAAUCUGUCAAUAGGGUUUUCAAGGGGGCCAGAAAUAUCUCUAUAACUGCAUUGGUUAAGCAUACAUAUAGCAGAUUGGUUGCAUAUUUUGUUGAGAGAGGAACAAAUGUCGUUGCACAACUUCAAUCAGCUCAUCGUCACUCCAAAAAUGUUGUUGAAUUGGUCAAGAAGAACCAAGUAGAUGCAACAGGCCACCACGUUCGUGCAUACAAUGUUGAACAUACUGUCUUCGAGGUUAACGCAGGUUGGGAGCGUUCAUAUUCUGUCAACCUCCCACAGAGAUUCUGUCAGUGUGGAAAGUUUAAGGCCUUUAAGUAUCCGUGUAGUCACGCCGUUGUUGCUGCAUUAAGUGUUAGGCAGAGUGCGUUCACAUACGUUGACGAUGUCUUCUUGACAACAAACUUGGUCGAGGCUUAUUCUUUUUCGUGGGAGUCAAUCGGAAAUGAGGAAGCAAUACCUGAAAUUAGUGGUCCAAAGAUUAUUCCUGAUGCCACUAUGUUGCGCGCAAAAGGUCGUCCAAAGUCAACUCGCAUCCGCAACGAGAUGGACGAAGUUGAGACAAGUCAAAGCCGUAUCAGGUGUGGACUUUGCAAGGAACGCGGCCAUAAUCGUCGGGGAUGUCCAAGUCGUGGGAGAAACGACUAA